This is a messenger RNA of Leptonychotes weddellii (Weddell seal), 252 nucleotides long. The record is from RefSeq and is a predicted model, not a curated record. NCBI's taxonomy places the organism in Eukaryota, Metazoa, Chordata, Mammalia, Carnivora, Phocidae.
CGCCUCAGGAUGGCCCACACUAUGGAACCAGUGGCAAAGAAGAUCUUUAAAGGAGUUUUAGUAGUUGAACUCUUGGGCGUUUUUGGAGCAUAUUUUUUGUUUUAUAAGAUGAACACAAGCCAAGAUUUCAGGCAAACAAUGAGCAAGAAAUUUCCCCUCAUCUUGGAAGUUUAUCACAAAUCCAUUGAACAGUCUGGAAUGUACGGAGUCAGAGAGCAAGAUCAAGAAAAAUGGUUGAACAGCAAAAAUUAG